UCCUCGCUCAGGUGGCUGUUCACUCGGCCGCUCCACGCUCAGGUGGCUGUCCACUCGGCCGCUCCUCGCUCAGGUGGCUGUUCACUCGGCUGCUCCUCCGCUCAAAUUCGCGUCAGGCCGCUCCGCUCAAUUUCGCUCCCCGCUCCACUUCAAAAUCCUCCCGCUCCAGUGAAAUCGCUCCACACUCACUCCAAUUUAAAAGAGGGAGAAAUAAUCUAUAAGCUGAAUUGUCACCUUAGAAAACUUAACUUAGAAAACUUAACUUAACGAGAAUCACUUUUUAAGAAAAAAGAAGCCACUUCAGAUAAUUGUGUUGUCUUAUCCACAACUUUUUCACCCCUUUCGGGUGAGAUUAAGUCCAUAGUCAAAAAAACAUUGGCAUGUUCUAUCUAGUGACCCACAGAUCGGCGUCCACUUUUUGGUGAGAGCUGACUCUUUUACUCCGCCAACUAAUUGGCUUACAACUCUCGAUCCUGGCAACUUCCCUUGCAGGAGUUGCGUUAACUGUAAUGCGAUGAUUAAAGGCAACUCUUUUUUACAUCCACGGACCGGCAAGUCGUUCUCUGUGAGGGGGAGAAUCACUUGUUGCACAUCCUUUGUCGUCUACUUACUGAAAUGCCCAUGCGGGUUCUGUUAUUUUGGUAAAACAAAAAGAGAAUUAAGAAUAAGAAUAAAUGAACACAAAAGCAACAUACAUAAUCAUGACAUUAAGUCAUCUGUGGCAAGACACUUUAAUGAAUCUGGGCACGACGUCUGUACCUUGAAAUUUCAAGGCAUCGAGGCCUUCUGGAUCUAUACGCUUAAAACAGUACACCCUAAUGGCUUAAAUGAAGAACUGGUUUUAAAUUGCUUCUUGUGAUUUUCUAUGAUCUUUGUGUAAUGCAUAGGGGUGUAAAUAUUAAUCGAUUCGUAUCGAUGCAUCGAUUAAUGUGUUUAUUUUGCCCCCUGUCUGUUAGCCUUACUUGCUAUUUUCAGUAUCCGCUCCAACAUAAGCGUACAACCUACUCCUAAGCUGCGGGUGGCGCUAACCUCAUUAUUGUCUUCCACUUCACACGCGUUACUUAAGUUUCACAGUCUAUCUAUCACUCAGUUGAGUCUGACUUUCAAGAGCGAUGGAACCGUCAGAGCGAGCUGGCAAUGAAAGUGAAGUGUUACACACUCCAGUCGGCGCCAAGUCAUGGGUGUGGAAGCAUUUUGGCUUUAGAAAAACAGAAGGAGCAGUGGUAAGAGAUGUUGCCGUUUGAGAAAGACUGUCAGUGUGAGAAGAUACUGCGGCAAUACGUCGAAUCUAUCUGCACACCUGAGAAGGUGCCAUGGUAUUGAUGGCGAAUGUAAAGAAAGAACACCGGCUUCCACGCCCGCCACAUCACUGACAACGUUUUUUCCCCCAAAGUUGUCGAGCACUUCAAAAAGAGCAAAAAACAUCACCAAAGGCAUUGCGUUUUUCAUAUGCAAAGACAUGAGGCCCUAUUGCGUCGUAGAAAACGAAGGCUUUAGAUACCUGCUCGAAAUUCUUGAGCCGAGGUACAACAUCCCCUCACUGCAACAUUUCAGCGAGUCCUACAUUCCGAACUUCUACACCAAAGUUCGUGAUGAAGUUAUUCAGGGUAUGAUGAGUGCAGAGCGAGUAGCCAUAACUUCAGAUGGAUGGACUUCGUGCACAACGGAGUCCUACAUCACUGUAACGUGUCAUUUCAUUGACAACAAAUGGCAAAUGAAAAACCAUGUUUUACAGACUCGUGUCUUGGGAGACACUCAUUCAGGAGUUAAUAUCGGGCAGGUUCUGAGAAGUGCGUGUGAAGAAUGGGGUAUAUUGGACAAGGCACCGGCUCUCGUCACCAACAACGCUUCUAAUAUGAUCAAAGCUGGUGUAGAGGCAGGGUUAUCACCACAUAUAAAGUGCUUCGCGCACACACUGAAUCUGACAACACAAGCUGGCCUGAAGAUUGCUGCCACAGAAAGGCUUUUAGGGCGCGUGAGAAGAAUUGUGAGUUUUUUUCACCGCAGCGCAGUUGGGAACACAGUUUUGAAGGAGAAGCAAAGUUUGCUGGGGCUUCCACGCCACAAGCUCAAAGCAGACGUGAAAACCUGAUGGAAUAGUUCUUUCGAGAUGUUGGAGCGAUUUCUUGAACAACAAGCUGCGGUGAUGGCGACACUUCUCGACAAGAAAGUCAGAAAAGGCUUGUGUGACGUGCACACACUCAGUGAAAGUGAUCUCUUGGCUGCUGAGCAAAUGGUGAGUCUGCUAGCCCCGCUAAAGGCUGCUACCACUCUGAUGUGCGAGGAGAAGCAACCCACUGUGUCCAUCGUCGCACCUCUCCGAAUGAAGUUGUUGACGCAUUUCGAAUAUGCACCGGAUGACUCCCCCUUAAUCAAAGACAUGAAACGACUCAUGUCUGAUGAUCUUAGAGAGCGAUAUGUGGACGAAGAACCAUUCUUACUUCGAGCAGCUGCGUUGGACCCCCGAUUCAAAAGCUUCCUUUCCUGGGUGAUGAGAGAAGAAACCAAACCUUUGAAAAUCUCGCUGAAGGAACAGAGGAAUGAGUCAGUGGCCCAGCCUGAGGAAACAUCUCCUCACUCUCCUUGCCAGAUUUCUAUGGAGCUAAAUGAGGUGUGUGGUGCAACCACUAAAGAAUGCCCUCCUGUUUCCAAGAAAUCAAAGGUAUUGGAGGACCUUUUUGGCAACUCCUUCUGCACUGAGGACCCAAGUGUCAGAGACAAAACAUCCAAAGAACUAGCCCAUGAUGAAGUUAGGAAGUACAGAGAUGUUGCAUCUUUGAACCUAGAUGGUAAGGUGUUAGAUUGGUGGAGAGCUCACCAGGCUGAGUUUCCUCAGCUGGCAGACCUGGCCAAGACAUACUUAUGCAUUCCUGGUACAAGUGUACCAUCAGAACGUGUAUUUAGUACAGCGUUCAGAGCGUAGUGUAUUGUCUUCUGAGCAUGUGGACCAGUUGAUUUUCUUGAAGAAAAAUCUGUCAGGGAGCACCACUGAGAGUAUUGAAGUGUAGAGGUCAGCCUCCAUGUUUUUGGUUGUUUUGCCAUUAAUGGGCUGUAGGCAUUAUGUUCUAGACUUUUGUUACUUACUGCACACCUAAACUGUUUUUUGAGUAACUGUUCUAUUUGCAAGGCCCCUGCUAUAGCUCAAACCAUGAGCCAUGCUUCUAAUUACCUAAAUACAUCAUUCUUCUAAAAUGCAAAUGCAUUUUUUUUUAUUUUGUAGUAAAUGGGCUGUAGGCUUAUCUCCUAGACUUUUUGUUAUUAUUGCACUUUAACUGAUUUUGUGGAGUAACUGUUCCAUUUGCAGUUCAUCUAUACUGCAGAGGAUGUGUGACCAAUACCUCUUGUAAUGCAAAUAAUAUUUUCAAAAUUUUGUAUAAAAGAAACGUGCAGGGUUGAUGUACUUGAACUGUAAGCUGUAGAGGUCAGUCUUUGUUUGUUUUUUUGUUUUUUUAAUAGUGAAUAGGCUAAUCGGCCAUAGUAGACCUGCACUGUAAGCAUUAGAUUUUUUUAUUUUGUUCUAAUUACAAUUUAUCUGUUUGCACUUUAUUGUAAAUGUAGAUGCAGUAACUGUUAUAUUUGCCGUUCUAUUUGCGGUGCAUUGAGCACAACUGCUAUUGUGUAACAUACACAUUAUGUGUGAAUACUGUACUGUUUCUGUAUUCUCAAGGCAAAUUAUGUAUUAUUUUUGUGGAUUUAUUUGAAUCUUAAAAAAAAUAUCUAGUAUUGAAUUGUAUCGUAUCGAAUCGCAUCGCGGGGAAUUCUGAAGUAUCGAAAAUGAUUGAAUCGCUGGCUUAAGAAAUCGGUAUCGUAUUGAAUCAUCAUGAAGGCUCCGAUUUACACCACUAGUAAUGCAUAUCUAUUCACUAGGUUUAAGUGGGUUGCAUGUAAUGUAUAGCCUAUGUGGUGGGCUCUCUCUAUUUUUGCAUAAUAGAUAUUUUUUUUAAAAAUCAAUUGCUUAUAAUAUUAAUGCAUUAACACGUAGGAUGCUAGAGAAGGGACUGAAAAGAUGGGUGCACUAUUGCCACCAUCAUCCUAUUUUGCAUGUUUGUAUUUUUUGUUUAGCCUAUUUAAUGUGUCAAUCAAUUGUAUUUAGGCUAUUAUUAUAUUUCAUUUUAUUUCUUCAAUCAAUUUAUGCUGUUUAAUUUGGCAACUGUUUGAUAGGGUUUGCAUGUGUCGAUUUACUAUAGUCCGAUGUAUUGUGUCUUUUGUGUGCCAACAUGUUACACAACUGAUGAUGCAGCUCACCUGAUGACCUCAUGUGAUUCACCUGUAACCCCUUAACCCCUUCAAUGAUAAAAAAACAUUCAUUUUGGUCUUCACACUAUACACUGACGAUGGCUUAGGCCGAAACGCGUCUGUGGACGUGGCAUUAAUAAAUAAGUAAA
Alosa sapidissima (American shad) is the source of this 4385-nucleotide messenger RNA. Its product is annotated as zinc finger BED domain-containing protein 4-like. The transcript has 3 exons. The record is from RefSeq and is a predicted model, not a curated record. Gene Ontology annotation, molecular function: protein dimerization activity. Lineage: Eukaryota; Metazoa; Chordata; Actinopteri; Clupeiformes; Clupeidae. Bases 2111 to 2923 code for a protein of 270 amino acids.